ACCCACAGGCCGAUCCCGUCAAAAAUCCUGGCUCCGGACUGGACGCGGGCGCCGCCCCUGCUCUGCCUGCCGUGUACCGAGGGUACCCGUCCGCGCGUCGCCUCCCGCGCCACCACCCCGUCCAAGUCGCCGGGUCGUCGCGCGCAUCGAUCACCUCCACCCCACCGCCACCACUUCUUAUAUCGCAUCGCAGCAGCCACCCACGACUCCAGCAGCAGCACCCCCAAACGCACAGCUCGAGCACCUGAGGUAGUGAUAGGAGCAGAGCAGCAGCUAGCCAUGCUCCAGGCCAGAACGGAGCGGGCGGCGGCGGCGAGGCUGUGGGUGCCGGGGAUGAGCCCGGGGCCGAUGGACGCGGGGUCGGCGCGAGCGCAGGAGAUCGCGCGGCGGCGGGAGGAGAUGCUGGGGAUGCUGCACGACCUCCCCGAGUCUGAGUACGAGCUCUCGCUUACCGACCUCGUCGAGAAGGCCGGGGGCGACGCCAACGAAGAAGCCGCCGACACCGCCGCGCCCGCGCCCGUGCCCCCGUCCGAGGGGAAGGAGCAGCCGGACCCGGCCGCGCGGUCGGGGUCAGGGAGGCCGGCGGGGAAGCCGGAGCGGAGGGCGUCCGCGCGGCGGCGGGACAGCGGGAGCGUCGGCGGCGGGAGCAGCUUCCGCAGCAGCAGCGACGGCGUCCUGCUCAACUUCUACAUGCCGCGGUCGCUCACCCGGAGCUUCACCGCGCCGCGGCCCAGCCGGACGCCCUCCAUCUCCGGCGGCCGGACCCCCAGCGUCGCCUCCGAGUGCAACAAGAGGGAGAGGGACCCGGACGCCGAGACCGUCAAGUGCUGGUCACUGCUGUGGGAUCGGCGGUGGCGCAAGUCCAGCCGGCGGGACCCGGGCGCGCCGCCCGGCGAGUCCGCCAUCCACGUCGCGUCGGCCGCGAUCCUCAAAGCGGCCAAGCAUUCCGCCGCUUCACCGGGCAAAGUCUGAGCCUGCUCCUAGUUUUUCGGUCACUUGCCCGGCUGCGUUCAGGCUUGCAGGUUGCAGCUCUGUGCAUAUGCUUUGUGUAAUGUGUUUGUGAUAUACUGAUACGUUUUGUUUAGCUUGCACUAGUAUAGCCGUGUUCACUUGGGUUGUGUGUGUGUGUAGAACAGAAACUUGGCUUUCCCCAGGAGCUCGAUUGAAAACAAAUGGAGAAUACAGUUGCAAUCA
Setaria italica (foxtail millet) is the source of this 1194-nucleotide messenger RNA. RefSeq lists its product as uncharacterized. The record is from RefSeq and is a predicted model, not a curated record. The coding region runs from base 280 to 972 and encodes 230 amino acids. NCBI's taxonomy places the organism in Eukaryota, Viridiplantae, Streptophyta, Magnoliopsida, Poales, Poaceae. The transcript is spliced from 2 exons.